This is a messenger RNA of Linum tenue, 201 nucleotides long. The record is from the annotation of a GenBank genome assembly. Lineage: Eukaryota; Viridiplantae; Streptophyta; Magnoliopsida; Malpighiales; Linaceae.
AGGAAAUCUACUCAGUUUAAGGUACUGGAGUAAUGUACUACUCGGCUAGUGCUAUACGACUGCGGACUGCAUGCAACAAUGGCAAAUUUUACAACAGAGAAGAGAGUUAUUACAUAUGGUCGGUUGUAUUAUCAUAUCUACCUAUAUAUCACUUUCUUGGGCUAUGUGUGUCUAUACAUAGAAGUUAGGACUUGGGAGCAC